AAAGCCCUCUCGAGUGAAACUUUUCGCCGCAACUCCCUCGCGCCACCUUAAGCGCACACGCAAACGCAGGAGGCGUUCGGCGAGGUUUCCGCUUCUCAGUUGGGCUCGGACCGCGGCUCGCGAAAAACACCGUGUGUAACGCAGAAGGUUGACGCACCAAGGUGGGUGAAAAGAAAAAAAAAACAAGCCGCGAAGCGACCGGGCGACAACAUGUCUGAAUCCAAGUACCGCGAGUGGAUCUUGGACACUAUCGACUCGCUGCGGUCGCGGAAAGCCCGGCCGGACUUGGAGAGGAUUUGCCGGAUGGUCCGGAGACGACACGGGUCCGAGCCCGACCGAACCUGCGCAGAACUGGAAAAACUGAUUCAAGAGCAAACCGUGCUGAAAGUUAACUACAAGGGCUCGAUUUCAUACCGAAAUGCCGCCAAGGUUCAGAGGAGAAGCAGAAAGAAGGACGAUGUAACGUUAGCGAUGGCUGCGCGAAGGAGCGCUGUGGAAGAAGCCAGUCAUUCCGACUUGAGCAACGGGGACAGCGCGCUGGGUCCCGCUGACCAGGACGACGAGGAUCUGGAGGCUGACAACUCCGUGACUAUGGACACAGAUAGCAAUGCAGACGAGGACGGGACUGACGAGAGCAGGGACAGGCAGGACGCACCCUCGGCCGACCGCACAAACGAAGAUGCGGGUGUGCUCUGUGCUCCUGUGCGAGCCGCCUCUGCCCCCUGCUCCCCCUCCGGUACCCGACCUGGGUCAGGCCCCAGCUCGGGGCUGGACUGUGUCCCUUUCCAGAAGACUGGUGGUGAGAGGCCCAGCUCCUUGCCCCCGUCCAGCCCCAGGGCCCUCCCACACAAUGACUGGGCUUAUGAAUCGGCUGUCUGCCCAGCAGAGUGCCAGCUCCCAGGAAUGCAGCGAGACAAAGCAGCAGCCGUGAAGCCAGCCAUCAACUCUUCAACCGCCAGCCCUGAUGUUUUAAACAAUAAUGUGAAGAAAGAAGAAGGAGACAAGAUGGAAGACAUGGGCCUUUCAUCUGACCAGCUGGUACCGGACUAUGCCUCACGCCUGGAUGAGACAAAAACUGUAUCCGAUGGACCCCCACAGGCGCUGUCUUUGACGCUCGACAACUGCACAUUUAAGAAGAAGAUGGACGUAUUGCCCUUUACAGCAUCUGAAGACAGCAUCCUGAAUGGUGGUAAAGGUGAUGAAGUCUCUGUGACAAAGGAGAACAUGAGCCAGAACCUGCUGCAGUGGACGGUGGCAGACGUGGCCAGUUACUUCUCAGCUGCAGGUUUUCCGGAGCAGGCCGUGGCUUUCCGAGCACAGGAAAUUGAUGGGAAGUCCCUUCUCUUAAUGCAACGCAGCGAUGUGUUGACAGGUUUGUCCAUCCGACUCGGUCCAGCCCUCAAAAUCUACGAGCGCCAUGUCAAGGUGCUGCAGAGGACCCACUUCUUGGAAUGUGAAGACAUCUGAGGGGUCCGGUUCAUAUGACAGACAAUGCUGCAUUGACCCAAACAUGCAUGCAGUACCCCCUCCCAUCUGGAUCCCGCCGCCCACCUUCAUAUACAGACUAUAUCGAGGGUGAGUGGAGGGUGAAAGGCUGCGGUGGAAUUAACUUUCACUGUGAGAACGACCAGAAACUGACAGAAAGUCAUCCUACCUCUCAUUAUGGUCUUUGGUUUUUUGUUUCACCCGUGUGACCACGCCGUCAAGGAGGUCUACUGCUUUGUUCCGAGUUUCUUAAAACAGCGGAGCAGCCGGUGAUGCAGCCGGUGAGGCGGACUCAGCCUUGGACCAAGUGGACCGCUUUAUGAGUUAAUGCACCCAAUGUCACCAUUUUGUUUGUUGUGGUUCUGAAAUUUGUGUCCUCCCUGUAUCUAUUACAGUACCUUCUGUUAAUCAAUUUAAUUGAUACAAAGCUCAUCUGUUAAUGUCCCAGUUCGUUUAAAUGUCAUCAAAUUGCUGAGGAAGUCAGCCCAACGAUGUAUCUAGAUCAAAAGUCAGCAGAGCCUCAUUUUUGACCCUUCAUGCCACCAGUAGCUGCUGAUCUUGGGUCGUGUUUUCCAUGUCUCUGUAUCACUGAGAAAUAACCAGUAUAAUAUUCUACAAAUUGCUGAAAAGGCAUUGGAUGUUCUACGUCUGAUUUAUAAAUGACUGUGGUCCGACUUAAGUCAAUACAUUUGUGGGAGCAAAUGCAGAAAGACGAGGUGAGAGAAUAUGCGUUUCUUUUAUAUAUAUAAACAAAAAUAGUAAAAAAUCGUGAGAAUUGUAAUUGUAAAACUGUGUGUAUUGUUUUAAAUUCAAUACAGCUGCUUCAUGCCUGUUUACAGAGCAAAUACUUGGAUCAAAUGCAAUAUUUUAUGUUACCAUUCCCAUACGUGUCCAGUGUCACUUUGUGUUUUGCUCUAAACCAGCCACUUGAAUUGUAACAUUCCAUUGCGAUGUAGUCUACAUCUCCAGUGUAUCUCCCUUCUCAUCUGUAACACUGUCUUCUUCCAGGGCCACAAAUAAAGCUCGUGUCUCUCCCUGCA
Betta splendens (Siamese fighting fish) is the source of this 2525-nucleotide messenger RNA. It is a transcript of the gene samd1a, whose product is annotated as sterile alpha motif domain containing 1a. The transcript is spliced from 7 exons. Lineage: Eukaryota; Metazoa; Chordata; Actinopteri; Anabantiformes; Osphronemidae. Bases 211 to 1467 code for a protein of 418 amino acids. The record is from RefSeq and is a predicted model, not a curated record. Gene Ontology annotation, molecular function: DNA binding; protein binding.